GCGUACAAAGUAGCUUGCUGGGGGGUGGGGGCGGUAGUUGGUGAGUUUGGGGAGGGUUUGAAUUUUUAUUUGAAGUGAGGAGGUUGGCAGGGGGAAGACUGCCUGUCAAAGCUGGGGCAGGGUGAAGAAAGGAAUGUUAGUUUGUGGGCAAUGUGUGACCUGGCGAUUGAAUCGGUGAAAGGAGCUGUAAUUCAGUGAGUUGGCGAAUGGCUGCUUGAUUUCGGCGAAGGAGCGGAGGGGCCGCUGUUGUAAAGCAAGAGGAAACGUUGAAGCAGAAAUACACUUUUGAACAUUGGAAUUUGGUUGAGAUGAAAUUGAUUUUGGAACCAGCUUCUGUGAAAUGACAGACGCAACAACAACACAAAACAUUUAUGCUUGACCAGUAAAGUUAACGUGAAGCUGCAUCUGUGGAGUUUGCAGCAUAAUUUGCCCACAAAUACAAUCGUGGAAGGAGUUCCUUUUUUCAUGAUAUUUGAUCCUACGGUCUUCAACUUAUAGAAGAUUUUAUUUAAGUAUUUGAAGAAAAUGGGAACACCAGGAGCUGGAAGGAAACGAACACCAAUUAAAGAUAGAUUCUCAGCUGAAGAUGAAGCCCUGAGCCACAUUGCCAGAGAGGCAGAGGCCAGGCUUGCAGCUAAGCGGGCAGCCCGAGCAGAGGCACGAGAUAUUCGUAUGAAAGAACUGGAACGACAGCAGAAAGAGAUUUAUCGCUCAUCAGGCAGAAAAUGGGGAGAGAUCCACCAAUGGAUGGAGAAUACAGAGCAUGCCAAGCAUUCUUAUAGGCCUAGCCGGCAUCACCUGGCAGCAAGUGAUGAUGCCCUCUCUGUUUGCAGUGCUAACAACCAAAGGCACUCCUCCUUUGAUGUGGGUGUGUCUCACAGAAGCAGCUCAAGACGAAAUUACUUUGUGAUGACAUCUCGUGCAAAGGAUAAAUCAGCUCAACUCGAGAAAACCCCCCGAGCUAGUUCCAUUCACAAUGAUGCUCAUACAGUCAGGAAGAAGCUGUCUUCUUCCAAUCAUGGCUCCUUGAGUGGAAUGUACCACAACCAAAGAAUGUACAGCACCUUAAAUAGGGCUAAAUCCUUCUCCAAUUAUACUCUGCCAUCCUCUCUCUCUAGUGCUCCAGUUGCAACACCCAAGAAUUACAGGGCGUCUUCUAAUUUGAGCACUGGCCUAAUUCGAAGCCAAAGCUUGGUGUCAUUGUACGAUGAGAGACUUUACAGUCACAAUUGGAGAAAUAGCUCAAGAACUCCAUCUGAAUACAGCUGUUCUUCACGAGCAAGCUCAGUGCACAAUAGCCCAAUGAAUUCAGACGAUGAAACAAUGAGCACCGUGUCCCAAGAUAGUUACAGCCAGGGGCGUCGUGACAGUGUGUCCUCUGAUUUUUCUGAUCACAGUGGAUCGAUAGCUGACUAUUUUAGCCGUUCAAACCGCAGGGGAAGCGUGGUCUCGGACUUGGAUGAUAUUACUGUCCCUGAUCUCUUUAGUUUGGAUGAGAAGACUGAAUCAUUUUCUCGGCCUGCUUCUCGAAAUGCAGUUGCAGGGCUGUCAGCAGCGACACUGGCCUCUCUUGGGGGAUCUUCCUCUCGACGAGGGAGCGGGGAUACAAGUAGCAUACUGGAUCCAGAUGUUUCACUCAGUGAACUGCGGGAUAUCUAUGAGCUUAAGGACCAGAUACAAGAUGUAGAGGGGAGAUACAUGCAGGGAUUAAAAGAACUUAAGGAUUCGUUAUCAGAAGUAGAAGAGAAAUAUAAAAAAGCUAUGGUCUCCAAUGCACAACUAGACAAUGAAAAAUCUAACCUCAUCUACCAAGUGGAUACACUAAAAGAUGUUAUUGAAGAAAUGGAGGAGCAGAUGGCUGAGCUAUAUAGAGAGAAUGAAGAAAAAUCAAAGGAACUGGAACGGCAAAAACAUAUGUGUAGCGUGUCGCAACAUAAAGUAGAAGAACUAAAAGAGGGUAUUCAGCAAAGAGACACACUUAUAGAGGAGAACAAGUGUCUGCAGCAGAGGGUGGACACCCUCACCAGGGAUGUGUUUGAUCUGCAGGAAACUGUCAACUGGAAAGACAAAAAAAUUGGGGCUCUAGAGAGGCAGAAAGACUACUUUGACUGCAUUAGGAAUGAGCGUGAUGAACUGAAAGAUGAAUUGGCUGAUCUAAGGGAAAACACAAAGAAAUACGGUUUGGUUAUAAUCCCCGAAGGCACACCUAAUGGUGAAGUAAAUCAUGAACCAGUUGUUGGUGCGAUUACAGUUGUGACUCAAGAGGCUGCUCAAGUGCUUGAAGGUGCAGGAGAUGGACCACUAGAUGUGCGGCUAAAGAAACUGGCUGAUGAAAAGGAAGAAUUACUUGCACAGAUCAGAAAACUGAAGUUGCAAUUGGAAGAGGAACGACAGAAGAAUUCCAAGAUUGAGAAUGUGCUCACUGAUUCUGAUCGACUAGAAAAUGGCACAGAUUUACAAAUUCUCGAAAUGCAGAGAGAUGUAAACAGGCAGUUGAGUGAGUACAAGUUUAAACUGUCUAAAGCAGAACAGGACUUUGCCACUGCUGAACAAAAUGUUGUCAGACUCGAAGGACAGGUGCUUCGUUAUAAAACAGCAUCAGAAAACUCAGAAAAAAUAGAGGAUGAACUAAAAGCAGAAAAGAGGAGGCUGCAGCGAGAGUUACGAUCAGCAUUGGAUAAGAAUGAAGAGAUGGAAAUGACCAAUAACCACUUGAUGAAGCGGUUGGAGAAGAUGAAGGCCAACAGAAAUGCACUACUCUCUCAGCAGUAAAGAUGGAAGAGUCAGUGCACUGUAUCUAUAACAAGCAGAACUUCAAUGCAUCACAAUUUAUAGACCUUUUCCAUUGGUGCAACCACUUUCAAACACUGAAAGAUGUCCUUUAUUAAGGCUUCAGUUUUAUAAAUGUUGGCGUAAAGAUUUUGUAAUUUAUGAGAAAAUUAUGGCAUUGUCUAAUGUCUACAUGUUUGAUAAUUGUGUAUUGUAUUGCCUGUUUAGCUCAGUGGGUUAAUAGCCUUUGAAAUGAGUUGUGUACUUAUGAGUGAUUUAGCAGGUAAAUACAAAUAGAUUUGAUUGUUCAUGGCUUUAAUACGCCAAAUUGAUUUACAUAAACCUUUCUGCUGCUUAGAAAUUAUACCGGUUGCUUUAAGAUCUUGAACGACUGCGUGAACGGAACUGAUACACAAGAUAACCUUGCAAGUCAAUUUUGAAAAUCUAACUGCUCUCAUUUGCCAAUAAUUCUGUGCACCUCGCAAUGCAGGAAUCCCCGCUUCAAGUGCCUUUCACAUGGUGCGAUGGAGAUUAUCUUAAUUUGGUUACGCAUUCAGCAAAAUUUAUGGACCAAUCAUUCGGUCUAAAAUAUUGUAAUUGCUGUAUUUUAAAAAGAGUGGGUAAAUUUCUAAAACAUUUAUCUGCUAAAGGUGACAUACAUAAUUUUUUCAUCAAAAAUACAAUUUCAAAUUGUCUUUUGUAUUAUAUACAAUUUAAUUGAGUAAAGAAAUGGAUUGUAGAUAAGAUUGAUAAGUUUUGAAAACGUCCCUGCAGUUUAGUUUUAGAACACAUGAUCUAGGCAUCUCUGUUGCUCCUCACUUCAUGGAGUUAAAAAAAAAAAUAACAAAUGGAAAGAAUUGUUUCCUUUGCUAUAUAAAAUAUUGGACUGCAUCUUCAGAGUAUUACUUGUGUUGCUUGUGUAUAAGGAUUUGGUCUUUCUGAAAAAAAAACAGGCUUGUGAAUGGGGGUUCUGACAAUAAAUGAAACUGUGGGCACUUUA
This is a messenger RNA of Carcharodon carcharias (great white shark), 3769 nucleotides long. RefSeq names its product leucine rich repeat (in FLII) interacting protein 2 (gene lrrfip2). Gene Ontology annotation, biological process: regulation of DNA-templated transcription. Bases 526 to 2772 code for a protein of 748 amino acids. NCBI's taxonomy places the organism in Eukaryota, Metazoa, Chordata, Chondrichthyes, Lamniformes, Lamnidae. The transcript has 30 exons. The record is from RefSeq and is a predicted model, not a curated record.